UACUAAUCUUUAUUGCAGUUACAGUUAUUUUUAAUUGUCAAUGAAUUAUGUAAUUAGUAUGAUUAAAAUAUGAUUUCAUAAAAAAAAUAUUGGAGGAUUGACCCAUAAUGAUUACGUCAUCAAACAGAAAAUUUAUUCCAUGUGACGCGCUAGUGGAAACACUUGUAGCAUAUUUAUUUUAUGUGUGAUGUGUGCACCAAGCCCGAAACCAAUCAAAAUUACCAAUAAAUCUCCCAAUGCCAGGUGCGAGUUUAACAUGUGCGACAGGGCAGACAAAUACCCCACAGCCCAAAUCCAGAAAAGCAUACGACAAGGAAAGGCCUUGCAAUACAAAAAAUUGGCCGGAACGGUGAUACAACCUGGUGCCCUACCGGAAUCCGACAAGGGGAUGUUGAGAUCGUUGGACACGUCUUUAAACAACGUGUGCCGGACCAGAAAGAGAACGUUCUUCCCCCAGUACAUAAAAGGACACAAUCUUGAGAAAAAAUGGAUUGUCAACGUCAAAGGUUUCAAACAAGGCGUACAAUACGAGUCUUGUGCAUCUGAAAAACCUGAUAAUGUGAUUGACAUAGCGGAUAGCGAGACAAAGUGUGUUCAACACUACACAGUGGUGCGGUUGUUGGCUUUCAAUCAGAAAAACGAAUUUGAAUAUGCGGAAUACGAGGUACCCACCACUUGUGUUUGCAUGUUUGAAAGGAAGUAAUGUAAGUCCCAAUAAAUUGUGAUUCUACUUAUAAAAUAGUAAAAGGGGUUUUGCAUUAAACUCUUGACAAUCAUUCUCUUAGAAUCUCUCUAAUCUGUGAUCAAAGGAACGCUUAAGUCAUUGAUUAAUGUUAUAAUUAUUUAAUUAAUUUAUUUAUUUAUUUAAUAAUUUAUUUAUUUAUUAUAAUUUAUUUAAUUUAUUUGAUAGUAGCAGGUAAUAUAUUAGAGGCAUGGCAUAUUUGUUAUGCCUCUAAUAUCGAUUCUAUAUACUAUUGUUUAGAGAUUUUUUUCCGUUAAACUCUUGACAAUGAUUCUCUUAGAAUCCCUCUAUCUAUGAUAAAACGAACGCUUAAGUCAUUGAUUAAUGUUACAAUUAAACUUUGUGUUUUAAUUAAUGUAUUUAUUUAAUAAUUUAUUUAAUUUAUUUAUUGGUAGUAGGUAAUAUUUGUAAUUUAAUUUAUAGACUAAUAGA
Messenger RNA from Aethina tumida (small hive beetle), 1174 nucleotides. RefSeq lists its product as uncharacterized. Gene Ontology annotation, biological process: regulation of Toll signaling pathway; central nervous system formation; innate immune response. Gene Ontology annotation, molecular function: Toll binding; growth factor activity. The record is from RefSeq and is a predicted model, not a curated record. The transcript is spliced from 3 exons. Gene Ontology annotation, cellular component: extracellular region. The coding region runs from base 188 to 703 and encodes 171 amino acids. Lineage: Eukaryota; Metazoa; Arthropoda; Insecta; Coleoptera; Nitidulidae.